AAAACAGCUUACAGUACUUACACUCCUUGUAUAUCACGUUUAGCUCUUUUUGCCAUUAAGUGACUCCCAAAAAGAAGGAAAAAAAAGGGGAAACAUGGAAUAUAAAGGUAACGAAACAUCUGCAGAAAAUACUUCUUUCCUGCCCAACGUCAACAUGAUCAAGUGCACCUUCAGGGACAAGAACAAGUACACGGUGUAUUCCGUCGUGUAUGGCAUGGUGUUCGCCAUUGGCUUGGUGACCAAUACUGCAGCCCUUUACAUAUUCUGUCGCUUGGCUAAAAAGAAGCGCGUUUCCACGGCGUUUCUGAUGAACCUGGCCAUCGCCGACCUCAUUUUCAUCCUCACCUUGCCCUUUCGGAUUUUCAGCUACCAGACGGAGACCAGCUGGCCCUUCCUGGACGUGGCCUGCAGGGUUUCCACCUACCUCUUCUACAUGAGCAUGUACUGCAGCAUCUUCUUCCUCGCCAGCCUCGGCGUCUGCCGCUAUCUUGUGAUGGCCGGGCGCGUGAAGUUCCAGAACGAGCUGCUGUACCGGUGGGCUCUGGCUCUGUGCUUUGCCGUGUGGAUAUUCAUCGCUGCGGGCGUGAUCAUCUACGCGUCCUUCUCCAACGGCUUUCGGAUAGAGGCGGGAAAAUGCUUCGAGCCGGCAGAACCUUCCUCGUGGGAGCUCCUGUACUACAUGAAUUUCUAUGCCCUCGUCAUCGGAUUUGUGAUCCCCUUUGUCAUUCUUCUCAUUUGCUACGCCCUAAUGAUAAAGCACAUAGCGCAGACCAAGACACAGAAGAGACGCAGAGACGUGGCCAUGAUCUGUCUGGUUUUAACUGUGUUUUGCAUCUGUUUCCUGCCAUAUCAUGUCCAACGGACAUUGCAUCUGUACUAUGUAGUCUAUCAUCAUGAUAACUGUGAACUUCUCAUCACCUUACAGAAAACAGUUGUUGCCACCCUGUGCUUUGCAGUUGCCAACAGUUGUAUGGAUCCCCUGCUCUUUGUUUUUGUGGGACAAGGGUUCCUACCCAUGCUGAAAACUCUUUUGAGAAGUUGCUGCUUGGGCUUCUCAAAUGGCACCCCUAUCAGCACAUCAGCAGCCACUGAUAAUCCCGAAAAUGUGAUCACCGUGGCCACAACUGAAAUCUAGCUCAUCCUUUCACCUUGCACUUGCAAGUUUGUUGGAAUGAGAGACCCAUCUCUAAAAUGUUCUGGUGCUUCCAGAAAUCCCCUCGACUUGUGGCUUCCCUGCAGCACGAAUGCAAAAAUUAAACAACUGUGCUGCCAUCAGCUGUUUAUAAUGCAUUUUAUUUCCAUAAAGCUUAGGCGCAGCUAGAGCCAACUGCACAAACAUACAGUAUUCAAAUUGUCUGCGUUCUUUAAACACUGAAGCCCUUUCGCAAAACAUUCCAUAUUUUCUUACGAGCUUUGUUUUUAAUAUUGGAAAUGCUCCAUGCUCAUAGUUAUAAAUUCCUAUUACUUAUCUCUUUUCACUGUAAGCUUUCAAUGCAGCGAUUUUAAUAAAGAUAAGAUUUAAUGUAGUGUUUUGUUUUUCAGAAGUACUGCUUGCAUGUGAGGCAGGUUGUCUUUUCUGCAUAUUAGGCAGAUUCAAUAAAUACAGCUCUAAUUGAAAGCAUUCCUAAAUUCCUAAGUAUUGAGCUAAUGUUUUGGUGAUGUUAAAAGAGUAUCUUCAGGCAACAGUGGAUGAACUGGGAGAUACACAUUAUUGUUCAGGACCUGUGAACAACCAAUGUAUUUAUUAAGCAUAGUUCAGUUGCUCCAUAACCAAACACCAACCACAAACAGUGCAAAGGAUAUUUGCUAAUAUUUAAAAAAGUAUUUUGUAAAACAUUUUCAUGACACAAUUUGUUGACCUCUUGGUGGGUUGUUUCACUGAAUCAACCUUUUCUCACAAGUAUACUCUUUCAUCUAAUCCUGCCCAUUUACAGGAGUGCUUUGGUUUCUCUCCCAAUAGUAAGAAAACAAAACUCCUUAAGAAAGUUUGGAUCCUUUUCAUGAGAUCGCAUGUCACUCAACAAUAUUCCAGUAAAACAAAAAAAAAAUGAAGUGGUUGGAAAAGACUCAAGACUGCUCAGUUCAAGUGCCAUAAAGAUAAUACUUUAAGAUUUAUUGAUUACAUUCUAAGCCUUCCAAUGGAUUGCCUUUAAAUGACUAUGGCCAGUUUCACUGAAAAUCUGUCUUAAGAAGGAGCUUCGCUGUGAAAAGAAAUUAAAUGUUGUCCUUUUGUAAAUAUUAAGGUAAUUCAGGUUUUCCUACAUACUGUUCUCUGAAGAAAUGUCAGACUAUUUUGAUUUCUAAUGAACUGUAGAUACUUCAGCCCUACAGCUAAAUAAUGCCUGUAGUGUACACAGACAAAUACUACAAAGUCCUUUGUACUUUGUACCUAAUACUACAAUAUAAGUGUAUUUUGUACUGCUGUUAGGAUUUUCUGAGUAAUUUUUUUCCCCUUAUCUUAUCUUAGUAUCUCAUAAUCACAUGCCAGGAAAGAGUUUCUUCGGGAGUGACUGUGGUAAUGCACCUUUCACCGUUUUUGGUUCAGGAGUCUUGAUUUAAUAUUGCCACGACCUUUAUCACCUUCAGAAGGAAACACAACAAUAUAAUUCUCCAUACAGUGGUGCUAGAACGUUUGUGAACCCUUCAGAAUGU
Molecule: messenger RNA, 2652 nt
Organism: Lepisosteus oculatus (spotted gar)
Lineage: Eukaryota; Metazoa; Chordata; Actinopteri; Semionotiformes; Lepisosteidae
Product: lysophosphatidic acid receptor 6-like
Biological process (GO): G protein-coupled receptor signaling pathway
Cellular component (GO): plasma membrane
Molecular function (GO): G protein-coupled receptor activity
Source: RefSeq, a predicted model, not a curated record